This is a messenger RNA of Lolium perenne, 546 nucleotides long. NCBI's taxonomy places the organism in Eukaryota, Viridiplantae, Streptophyta, Magnoliopsida, Poales, Poaceae. The record is from RefSeq and is a predicted model, not a curated record.
AUGACGCUGGUGUCGCAGAUGGAUCAAUGCGACUUGCGAGGCGUUAUUUCCUCUUUGGAGGCCUUCGCCUCCCAAUUCACUUCUCUGGAAGCUGACAAGGCUCGGCUACAAGAGGAAGUCAAAUCUUCCUCCUUGAAAUUGGAUGGCGCAGUCAAGAUAGCUGCUGAGGCUUGCCAAGAGGUUGACUCUCUGAAGGUGGAACUGGGCAAGCUGAAAGAGAAGUUGAAGGAGGAGGAAGCAUCCAGGCUGGUGGCUGAAGCUCGGGCAGCCGAAAAGGAUGAAGUCCUUCGUCAGUCUUCUUUGGCCUUGCUUGAAGCGGCGAAUAUCCCUGCUGAUGCCCUGGACAGGGUUCCAAACAACUCUCCAGCAAAUGCUAUGUCGAUGAUUCUUGCCUCUCACCAGCUUACGCGGGAGCUUCUUGUAAAGGGGAAGGGUGCCCUGGUGCGGAUGCACUCGAUGAUUUUCCCCAAGAUCAAGCAGGAGAAGACCCUGGGGCAGCUGGUCGAUGCCUUCGUGGUUGACACCAAGCAGGUUAUCGAGUCAUAG